Messenger RNA from Dibothriocephalus latus, 879 nucleotides. The record is from the annotation of a GenBank genome assembly. Lineage: Eukaryota; Metazoa; Platyhelminthes; Cestoda; Diphyllobothriidea; Diphyllobothriidae.
AUGUAUCAUCGACAGACAAUUCUGAUCGGCACAAUCUUCAUUUCAGUUACCCUCCUCACGCUUUUAUAUCAUUCGUUGAAUGUACAUCCCAAAAAUGCACGCCGCAAUGCCAACUGGACAGAGACACAACUGGAAUUCCGGGGUUUUGUGGUGAAUAGUGGUCACAUAGAGGAAAAACGUCUAGCACUUCCGAGUCUGGAGAAUAUAAGUUGGCCAGAAAGGGAAUUUCUACCUCUUCCAAUGGGUGCGCCAGGAAUUCGUUCAGUGCCCCUGCAAACCACAUUUAGUCGCGGUCAAAUGCGCACCUUGUGGGACCUGUUCGGUAUAUUCAUAACUGCGAUGGAGGAACUCGGUUUAAGUGACCGAUGGAUGCUCUACGGUGGUACCUUGCUCGGCUCCUAUCGACACCACGACAUCAUCCCCUGGGAUGAUGACAUUGAUGUUCUCGUGGACGUUGGGGUGAGAACAGUACUAAGGGAGAAGUUUCACAGAAUGGAACCCGACAUCCUAUUUUAUGAAGGAAAAAAUCAGGAUAGGCUUUAUGCGAAGUUAAUUGAACCGAGUGAUUCAUCUGAAGACGUGUACGGCAGUCGUCAACUGCGUGGCAAGGACAAUGGCUGGCCUUUCGUGGACAUUUGUUACUACUCCUCAAGUGAAACGCACAUAACAGAAAUUGGAUGGUCCUAUGAACGCGCACCACUCUACGGCACUGUUCUGGACAAGGAUAGUUAUCAGGAGGAUUUGGGUUGGGUCCGUGAGCGGCUGGUUCAAGGUGGAAAAAUCAUUCACGAGCUCCAACUGGUUGCCCCUUUGCGGGAAUUCACAGUGGGGAAGUCUAAUACGCGAUCAUUUUUCCACUUUUUACAAGGCCUAUUCUAG